AUGUCGACGAGAAGUCGUGAAAGCAGUGAUUCUACUCGGAUAGAACAGAGUCAAGAGUAUCAGUCGCAGUGGGAAAGAGUAAGACAAUGGAGUGAAUUGCAAGUUGGAAGAGGGAGAAGUAGGCUGGUCUGGGAGGGAAAAGGAGGAUGGAUGGAUGGAGAAGAAAGGUCAACCGAGACCGAAUGUGAGACUUGA
Botrytis sinoallii is the source of this 195-nucleotide messenger RNA. RefSeq lists its product as uncharacterized. The transcript has a single exon. Bases 1 to 195 code for a protein of 64 amino acids. NCBI's taxonomy places the organism in Eukaryota, Fungi, Ascomycota, Leotiomycetes, Helotiales, Sclerotiniaceae. The record is from RefSeq and is a predicted model, not a curated record.